Molecule: messenger RNA, 1112 nt
Organism: Ruditapes philippinarum (Manila clam)
Lineage: Eukaryota; Metazoa; Mollusca; Bivalvia; Venerida; Veneridae
Product: complement C1q and tumor necrosis factor-related protein 9-like
Exons: 3
Coding region: 130-630 (166 amino acids)
Molecular function (GO): protein binding
Source: RefSeq, a predicted model, not a curated record
UAUAUUUUUAAUACUGUAGUAUCACUGCAAGUGUGGGAUGAAUGGUUAGAUAAAUAGAGCCGUGAGAGCGACAGCUUUUAAAGACUUGGUAUUUGGAAGUAUUCAAUUGAAAGCAUAACGGGAGGCACUAUGAUUAUAACACUGUUUGCAGUCCUGGGGCUGUUUGCCUCGUUUGUCAAUUGUAGCAUUGACAUAGAAGACCUGGAAGACGUGUUUGCCUGCAGUGUUAAAAACAAACGUAUUGCGUUUGAGGCUCAUAUGGAAAGUGGAUAUGGAUUUAUCCCUUUGAACAAGCCACUUAUUUUUCCAGUCUGUACACUUAACGAAGGCAAUGGUUAUGAUGUCAAAAGUGGUAAAUUCACUGCGCCUAGAGCAGGUGUCUACACGUUCAAUGCGCAUCUCUGUCACGCUGGUGGUAAAUAUAUGGUGUUUGCCAUCACAAAGGGCGGCGUUCAACUAGCAGUUUCGACAAGUUACGAGAAUAUGGCCUCUGGAUGUGGUUCCCUUAAUACCAUCGUGAGACUUAAGAGCGGAGAAGUUGUUAAUGUAGUCGCAAAAUGGACAGACAGUCACUUAUUUGCAGAUUUACACCGUUGGAUUUCCUUCACUGGCUAUUUUGUAUACGCUUAGUGUAACCUAUAGGUUGUUGUUUUCAGAACGAACAGAACAGUUCUGUGUUUUUCAGUAUGUACGUAUUAAUGCAAAAGCUUGUUUGUAAUCAGUACAUCAAUGAUCUUUGAACAGAUUAAUUAAAUAAACCACUUUGAAUGAAUAAUUCAAUACUGAACCACUACUUUUACACGUAUUACAAUAUACAUUUUAGAAUGAGAAAGAACAAAUAAAACUGUACUUCAUAAAUUUUGACUAAUCACUGUAUACUCUUGCAAGAUUAAAUGAAUUUCCCUUCUAAGACAUAAACAUUUUAAAUAUUGAAUAAUUAUGAAGUCAAUACUUAUUAAUAUACAAUAUAUGCAUGCAUAGCCUGAUUUUUGAAAGCUUACACUGUUAAUUUUUCAACAUUAUUCGCAUUUAAGGUAAGACAAAAUUAAAGUCUAGAGAUAACCAUUCAAUAUAAUUAGAAUGACUUUUAGUAAUAAACGAUACAAAGUAAC